AUGAGAGCGGUCAUACCGGAAAACAAAAUGUUACCCCCUCUAGACAAGUAUGGAGGCUCAUCCGAUCCCAUCAAACAUCUUCGGUCAUUCGUGGAUGCUAUGGCGGUGUACUCUACUGAUGACCUAGUGUGGUGCAGGGUUUUCUCCCUGUCCCUGAAGGAAGAAGCUCUAGACUGGUUUCAUUCGUUGCCACCAGCUACCAUUGAUAGUUUUGCUACCUUGCGACAAAUAUUUAGCCAACAAUAUGCCUCGAGUAAAACACAGGGAGUAACAUUUACAGCUCUAGUGCGGAUGAGACAAGGGCGGGACGAGUCACUGAGGGCGUUUAUGGAUCGGUUCAACCGAACGGCUAGACAAGUUAGAAAUGCUGAUCAAAGAUUGAUUGUGGGAGCACUGACGGCAGCAUUACGACCUGGACCAUUUUUUGAUUAUCUACAUGCGGAGGAGCCACAGAGUAUGGAGGAGUUGCAAGACAGGAUGGCAAGCUUUAUCAGAAUAGAGGAGGGGCGAGCGCAUCAACGGGGGAGGGAAGAAAGUGAUAUGCAACAUAGAGGAAGCAGGGAGAGGGUGAUAAAACAGGCGGUCGGGAGAGUGGAUAGGGGAAAUGAGCGCAAGUGGGGAAAUUCUCAGAGGAUGCAACGGUAUGUACAUCAUACACCUCUGAAUCUCCCUCGAGCACGCGUGCUGGAGGAGGCUUUGAGAGCGAAUUUGAUGACUACGAUCCAUGCUCCAACUCCCCUUGGUGCGGAUGAAAGCAAGUAUUGUCGAUACCACCAGAACAGGGGACACACUACUGAGGAUUGUGUGGCUUUGAAGGACAAAUUGGAGACACUGGUGCAAGCAGGGCAGUUGAAGAGGUUUGUGUAG
Molecule: messenger RNA, 867 nt
Organism: Vigna radiata var. radiata (mung bean)
Lineage: Eukaryota; Viridiplantae; Streptophyta; Magnoliopsida; Fabales; Fabaceae
Exons: 1
Coding region: 1-867 (288 amino acids)
Source: RefSeq, a predicted model, not a curated record